Messenger RNA from Anguilla anguilla (European eel), 1744 nucleotides. RefSeq names its product ZP domain-containing protein-like. NCBI's taxonomy places the organism in Eukaryota, Metazoa, Chordata, Actinopteri, Anguilliformes, Anguillidae. The record is from RefSeq and is a predicted model, not a curated record. Bases 306 to 1355 code for a protein of 349 amino acids. The transcript has 8 exons.
UGCAUUCCUGUACCGAGGGAGAACUUCUGCCCCAGUUUCUGCCCCCGACUCCAAGAAAUGGAGAAUUUCGCAAUGCUUCUGUCAAUCAGGAACUGGAAAUUAGGCUCAAAGCUACAGCAACACAAUCAUGGGUAAAUAACUUCAUUAUCAGUGGACCUCUGAACAUCACAAAGUACAACACUAUCAGUGGAUCAGAUGGAGAAUCUCUAAUAAGAUGGACACCAACUGAAAAUGACCUUGGUGAUCAUGUUCCCAUUUGCUUCAUUGCAGAGAGUCAAUCUGGGUCCAGUAUUUUCCAUUCUGAAAUGAGAUGCAUCAUUGUCACCGUUGGACACACAUAUGGCAAAGCCAAUGUGAUUUGUAACGAGAACACAAUGACAGUGGAAUUGGAGAAGUCCUCAAUAAUUGGACUUCAUGAAGAUCACUUGCGUCUCAAUGAUGCCUCCUGCACCCCCACCUCCAACAGCACCCAUGUGAUCGCUGCCAUGUCCCUCAGCUCCUGUGGGACAAUACUGGAGGAGGACGCGGACAACCUGAUCUUCAAAAAUGAAAUUACGUCAUAUGACAAACUUGGUGAUGUCAUUACCAGGAAACACCAGGUGGAGAUCGGGUUCUCGUGCUCGUACCCCAAGAAGGGCAAUGUGUCUCUGGAAUUCAGGGCGCACAAGAUUCCUUUCGUGUUCACGGAAAAAGGGUUCGGAAAGUUCACCUACCAGUUUGAGUUCUUCCACAGUGACCUGUUCGACCGCAUGGUGGACCCCAGUACCUACCCAGUAGAGGUGCCCCUGAGAGAGAUGCUCUACAUGGAAAUCAAAGCCACUUCCUCUAUUGCCAACACUGAACUCUUUGUGGAGUCCUGCAGAGCAACCCCUGUUGAUGACCCCAACUAUCACAUUUUCUAUGACAUAUUUGAAAAUGGCUGCACGAUAGAUGAGACAGUGGUGGUCUAUCCAAGUAACCCUUCAGAUUUCAAAUUUGGAAUCGAGGCUUUCACAUUCAUUGGAGAACAUGAGGAGGUCUUCAUAAGCUGCUCAGUCAUCCUGUGUGUGGGAGGGAACCCCUUCAGCAGAUGUUCUCAGGGCUGCAUCAAUGCCACAGCCGCCCCUGUUGUACAUCACCACCACAGGAGGGCUGUUGCCACAGAGACGGUCAGACACUACAUCUCCCAGGGGCCUUUGCGUCUAAAGAAGAGCACAGACAUCACAGUUUCCAACAUGAGCUUGAGCUUGAACAUGAACCUGGUUUUCAUCGCUGCUGUUCUCCUGGUCACGGUUGGAAUUGUGUGUGGAGCAGUGAUUUAUACAGCAAAGAGGUCAAAGGUCAAAUACCAACCACUUCCAUCCACUGACUUCUGAGACACUGUUUGCAUACUCAUUAAAGAGUGAACACUUUCUAGACAAUCACAUUAAGACAAUAUUUCCCUUUUAAUAAUGAAAGAUGAAUUGGCUUUUCAGGCCCUGAAUCUGUAUAAUCUCUUCUUUGGUGUAAUGAAUUUCAGAAAAUAGUGAUUAUUGUGAGCUUGGAUUUGUUAAUUACAAUGCUUCAAUAACCUUACCGUGACUGCUUAGCUAUGAAUGAAAUGUUUAUUAAAAUUAAUUCACAUUGUCACAUCAUAAGACAUGUCACAUCAAUGACUAUGGCUUGACUAUAAUUGUAGUUUUUUUAAAAUGCUGCAAAAUGUAAUUUUGUUGUAAUGGCUCUGAAUUUAUGGUAAACAUUUGAUAUAAACUUUCUACAAGAAAUA